Chara braunii is the source of this 6363-nucleotide messenger RNA. NCBI's taxonomy places the organism in Eukaryota, Viridiplantae, Streptophyta, Charophyceae, Charales, Characeae. The record is from the annotation of a GenBank genome assembly.
UCAAUUUCUUGUAUACCCGCCAGACAGGCCUGUAACGGCGAUGGACACGCCCAGAGGGCUGAUUCAUAUGAACGUAGCCCCUCAAGGCUGGACGAAUGCAGUAGCAAUGGUGCAAAGGCAUAUGAUUAGGACCAUGCAGACAGUUAGUCCACACAUCACCCAGCCCUAUCUUGACGACUUGACGGUCAAAGGUCCAAAGGAGAAGGAGGAAGAUGAAGUGAUGCCUGGAGUGAGGCGCUUCGUUUGGAAACAUAUCCAGGACACCGAUCAGGUUCUGAGUUUAUUGGAGGAACACAACCUGAUGGCAAGCGGCCCCAAGUUGAAACAUUGUAUGAGGGAGGCCACGAUUUUAGGCUUUGUAUGUAAUGAGAGUGGGCGAAGGCCUAAUGUAAAGAAGACAGACAAGAUUAUUGAGUGGCCAGUGCCCUUCCGCUCAAUAACGGAUGUGAGGAGUUUCCUUAGGGCUUGUGGCUUCUGGAGGAGCUUCGUGAAGGAUUUUGCCUCAAAGAUGGAGCAUUUAAGAAAGUUGGUGCGUCAGGACAAGGAAUGGGUCUGGGGCGAAGACCAGGAAGAGGCGGUAGACAAGAUGAAGGGAGAGUUUAAGGAAGGAGGUUUGGUGCUGGGAGGGCCAAACUAUGAGGCCACAGAGGAAAAACCAUUCGUUAUUGAGGCAGACGUUGGGCCAACUGCCUUGGGAGGAGUCCUGAUUCAGGCAGAUACUGAAGGGAAGGAGAGGCCGCUAAGUUGCGUCAGUCACCACAUAUGGCUCGCGCCAAAGGGGUACGAGCAAAAGGAGGAGUUGGUCCUCAAGCCUUUUCAGGAGGAGGAUCCGUGGGGAAGCAAGGAUGUCGGUUGCAUGAUGAAGUUGGCAUUGGCAGGUACACAUAGUCUGGUGGAGGAAGUGAGGACAAUAGAGGAAGGCCCAACUCAGGUAGAGGAGCAUGAGCAGUUAAUGGGAGGGAUGUAUCUGCUCACUAAUACGCUACUGCAAGGAGGUUUUGACCGGGGGCGCUCAUUCGACCCUAUGGAAAGUGAAAUCCUUGUUCCUGAAAGUCAAGAGGAUGAGUUCGAGGAUGGAGAGAUCAGGGAGGCUUUUCGCGCGGAAGAAUAUGAUGGGAUCUACUGGGAGUUGGGGUUACUCCUGUCCUGCGAGAUGAGGGAUAGAGACGCAAGUGCUAAAGCGCAGAAGAUGAGGCACCUCUACCGCAAAGGCCAGGAGAGGUCAGCGCAAAGGCCAGGAGAGCCCCUGCACUCGAGGUUGGAGAGGGAAGUGGAUGCGGUCGUACACCUGGACCUGUUGUUCAUGCCAUGUAGGGAGAAUGAGUGUAAUUACAUCUUCGAUGCACGGGAUAACGUUACUGGGUUUGUGGACGGUCGGGCUAUCCGGACAAAGACUGGCCCAGUUCUGGCAAACUGCAUGGAAGAGUAUUACCUGCGCUAUCCCUUCGUCAAAGAGUUUGUGAUGGACCGAGGGUCGGAGUUCACCAGCAAUGAGGUGCGAACCUUGCUUGCAGGGUAUGGCGUAGUGGCUAACUAUACUACGGCCGCGCAUCCUCAAGUGAACGCACCUGUGGAGAGGGGGCACAGUACCAUCAAAAACCUCUUGGCUAAGUGGACGGAGGGCAAGCCUGAUCAGUGGCCAAAGUUCCUGCGAGUGGCUUUCUUUGUAGAAAAUGUCACGGUGAAGAGGACUACCAAGUACGCACCAGCCACACUAUGGUACGGAAGGCAUGCCACAUUUCUCAUAGAGAGUUUCAUGAAGACGUGGAGGCGUCAUGACUUGGAAGUGAACCUGUCCUUUGAAGAGCUGCUCGAUAUUCGGGCGCGGCAAGUGGGAGCUGCUGAGGAAAGGUUGCGAGAGGCCGCUGUUCAGGUGGAGAGGAGCCGCAUAGAAGACAAGAUGAGAUGGGACCAGAUGGCACGCGCUGAGACGGAGGCGGCAGGGAUAGUGCCGACACCGCCAAUCGAUCCCAAAACAAGUGAGCAGAGGAUCAACGAAUUGUGGGCCAGGUAUGAAGGCCAAAGAGAUGCAGCCCGCCAAAGAUCGCAGGGGACGGGACAGGCGGACGAGAAGGUGGAUGAGUUGAGGGAGGCAGGGGACUUGGGGUUCUCUGCCACUAGGAUGGCAGUCGAUCGUGUGGAUAGGAGGAUACGUGAGGUGACAGUUACAUCCUUCGAUCGAUGUAGUCUACUCAGUGAUGAGUUGGCGACCAGAAAACUGGAGGUGGAGCACCUGACUACUCAGGUCGCAAAGGAGAGGCCGAGGAGCCAGGCGAGAGAGAUUGAGUGGGAGAGAAGGUUUGGGGAACUGACAGCUAUUGUAGAUAGGCUUUUGGCGGCCGGGGUGGCCGAACAGACCGUGCGGGCUGGCGUUGAUGGCCAAGACCGGGGGACGCAGGUUUCGCCUAGUCAGGAAACGGCGGCAGAGUCCCCUCGACAAAGGAGGCCGACGGAGGGAGUGUCACUGGACUUGGCCGAGGGAGAGGCAACACGGAGGAUUGAGGGGGAGGCUGUUGGGGCCGGAGCUUCUGUUGAGAUAACUAUGCAGCCUAGGGUAUCUUCAUCCCAUGAGGCCCGCGUCGAGGGGCUGGUCCAGGGACCCCCGUAUCCGUCCGCAGAGGAGAGUGGCGCACAGGAGUCGCUCAUGGCUAUGUCUACGAAGAGAAGAGGCUCGCGUCUGCAUGAGCUGGUGGCAGUCAUGGGGAUAGGUACACCGCAGGAGAGGCCUCAGAUACUUGAUACUCCAGAGGACGAGAUGGUGGCUGCAACAGAGAGGCCACGCGAGGAGAGGCUCCCAGAGUUGGACACGCCAGAGUACGGGCCGGUAAGUGCAGCCGUACGAGGGGGUGAGGGCACUGAGGCUGUGGAGCUCGGAUCUCAGGGCCGUAUAGGAUUGCCUUUGUGUCAUGAGGUGACUGCCAAGGCUAUGGGGACGCCUUCAGCAUCGAGUUUCCGGGCAAGGAAGAAGAAAAUUGCGAGGUGGUUUGACGCCUCCUGUUUCUGGUGUAAGAAGGAGGGGCACAGAGCCUUGGACUGCCCGGAACUCCUCGAGGACAGGGCCGAAGGACGCGUUGCGGAGAUUGAUGGCAAGUUCUACGAUAAGCAGGGUAGGAUAUGGCCACCUCUUCCAUUCCCCGAGGACGCAGUGCCGCCGCUGGUUUCUCCCACCGCCCCUUCUGGAGCGGUCGCAUCGCCCAAUUCUGGGGCUCCGGCCAUUCGAGUCACGGUACAGCGUCCUGCAACAACAGUUGCAACACGACCGGCAGCCCCGCCGUCCGCGCCGCUGGCUGGGACACGAGGUUCUCGCGAUGUGGGAGUUGGUCGUUCCACGCCAGCCAACGAGCCCCCGCCUCUGAGGGAUGGUGUGGGCUCUGCGGCAUUUGACGAGGAGAGCACACGUGCAUUUAUUGAGAGUCGCAGGUGGGGGGGGAGUGCCAGCAGUUCAGCGUCCGCGCUCGCCUCUGUUUUCAGGAGUGCUAGGCAGUCAGAUGUCGCACGGGGUGGUACUGCGGUGGCACCUGGCGCAUCACCCCGCAGUUCGCCGGAGCACCCCUGGCUGCCACCGCCACCGUCGAGAGCGGCGCAGCGUCCAGUGGUCCACCACGCUCACGGAACCGCCCACCCGGAUCCGUCACACGCACCUGCAGAUGCUCGACAUUCGGCUUCCGUGCCUCGUUUCGGUGAACAGGUGGAUCAUGGGGUGCCUGCCGCGGAGGUCCCCCCUCCGGUGUCCGAUUCAUCGCCGACCCCUGUUCCGACAACCACGGGCGGUGGUCGGUCUGCCCCACAGCCUCCACCCGUGUUGGCCGGAAUGUUAGACCCUUUGCAGGGCAUUCGUGACCUUGCAGUCGCCCUGAGCACGGCACCUGUGAGCCCUGGCGGGUUGUUGGAUGCUGGGGUCCUCGGCGGGAGAGCUACGACGGGACGAUGUCGGGGCACUUACAGGCAGCAAGCUGUCACGUCGUAUUAUUCGGACCCUUUGAAGCGCGCAUGGCAUCUGCAAAUCAUGCGGUUCAUCGUCGAGAGCGGGAUGUCGUUCAACAGCACGAAGCUUGAAAGCUUCAAACAGAUCGGGGCGGUGUAUCUGUCCAUCGACGUCAUGCGCGGCAAAAAGGACGCCAGUGUCCUCACGAACGCAUGGUUGAAAAGGGUGAAGUCCAUGGACGUUCAAUUGAGCGACAUCACGGCGUUCGUGACGGACUCCGCCGGGGUGAACGUCGCGACGAUGGAGGUAUUCCAAAAAUAUGAGAGCGUGAAACACAUCUUUUGGAUUUCUUGCGUCGCCCACAUCAUGGAUCUCAUUCUCGAGGACAUCAGCGGGAUUGAUUGGGUGGCUUCCCGCAUUUCUCAAGCGAGGCUGGUUACAAGGUUGGAGGUUCCCCGGGCUGAGAAGCUUGUGCGGUGCCACUGGAACCUCAGGCUUCUCGAUCGACCUUCGUUGUGCGACGAUGGUGUUGGAGAGAGGCCCGGCGUCUUCGGGAAAUGGGUGCAUUAUUGGCAGGCCGUGGAGGACGAGGCAGCCGUGGACCAACAACUCAUCAGAGGCACCGGUGCGCUGGCGAAGGUGACCGAGGAGGAGUUGAGCCUCGCCAGAGAGAGGAUCCGCGUCAUUUCCCGCAUGGGAGCCGAGCGUCGGGUGGCGGAGUUGGACAGGAGGCGACGCAGGGCCGAUGGUCGGGGACAUGUCGGCCAUGGACGAGCAGGUGUCAGAGGACGUACACGUGGCGAUGCGGGUUUCGCUCCUCGGACUCGGCGACAGCGGACGGAUAGUGGCAUUCGCAGGGCCCGCAUGCGUUGGGACGAGGGUAACUUCUUGUUCGACAACACAUCCAGCGACGACGACGAUUUCUUUGCAUUGGGAACACGUGCAUCCACGGGCGAUGAUAGAGGUGACGCUGACGACAGAGGCGAUAACAGAGGCGACGGUGACGACAGAGGUGAUGGCGCAGGGCCCGGGGGAGGGGGAGGGGGAGGUGGAGGUGAUGGAGCAGGGCCCGCGGGCGUUGGGACGAGGCGGUUGAGACACGGGGGUAGGCGGGAUGACAGUAUUGCGUCUCGUGUACGCAGACGUCGUGUCCACAUUGCGAUCGACACGGGGGCACGUAACAUGCGGCAGGACGCGGUUGCCGUGUCAGAGGACGAGAUGGGAGAUCCUUCCAACGAGACGCAGCGCGACCUGGUUCAUACAGAGGAGCUAGCCUCGAACACUGAUGUGAUAGUGACGGAGGAGGAUACAGGGUUCAGGAUCACUCAUCCCCGGUCGCCAGCGCCGGUUGGGUUGGCGGAGGAGGUAGCACAGAACCGUCGUGGUGGACCUCACGUCGCAGCUCAACGUAGUCUGGAAUGUUCACUAGAGCCAGCGUCUGGAGAUUUUUUGGCGCAGGGGGGUUAUGGUUCGCAGUUGUUAUCGGACGGCUUAUCAUCAGUCCAUCCACCAGAGGAGGGCCCGCAGCGAGAGCCACAUCGAGGCCCAGCGGAGACUUUAGAGGCGAGGCCUCCCGGAGUUAUCCGCUCGGACGGAGGCGAGGGCGUGAGCGAGGAUACAGCGCAGCCAGGGAGCGCAGAUGGUGGACGGUCCUUCAGGGGAGGCAUCGAGCGCAGAGGGUUAUCGACCGCACACCCCAGCAUUGUCAGGCCCAGCACACAAGACGUUGGAGACGGGCACAAAGAUGAGCCUCGACCGCAUUUGACGGGGAUGAGUGACAUCAUGUGUCCACCACCCUCACUCCCCUCUGCCGCUGAUCCUGCCGCCCACGGGCAGGCCGAGCCGAGCGCAUUGCCUACGAGGUCUUUCUACGACGGUGCGGGCAUGGACCGGAGGGCGGGCGAUAUCGGACAGACAUUGGCAUAUGGACCGGCAGAUGUGCCCGCGGGGGUGCGAUCGAUCGGCAACUUCGAUGGCACUUGUCAUGAUUCCAUGAAAGUUUACGAGGAGCAGCAUGGGAGGCCUAUACUGGCCAAUACGACCGAUGUCAACGACACCAGGACGGCAACUGCGAGGCUGUCAUGGGCGAGGAAGAAGGGAACAAGUGUGUCGAUUCCGUAUCACCGGCGUCGCGUGCAUCCUUUUUUCCGCAACAGGGACGAGACCAGACAGAUGCCAGCUGCUGCAGAUGGACAGGGGGGGCGGAGGGAGGUGACAGAGUGGACGAAGCAGGUCGAGGUGAGAAGAGACGAGGCGGAACGAUCAUCCUCCACGACGACAGCUCCACAGCCGCUGAGGGCGGUAAGACCACAGGCGCCGACGAUCCUGAUGACUCCGAUUACGUCCCGAGGAUCCGUACGGCGGACGGAGAUGACGGCGGAGGUCGUCGCGUGAGGAUGAGGACUGGACCUGGCCCGGAUGGUCAUUGCACCCCAUCG